Molecule: messenger RNA, 945 nt
Organism: Sorex araneus (European shrew)
Lineage: Eukaryota; Metazoa; Chordata; Mammalia; Eulipotyphla; Soricidae
Product: olfactory receptor 11H6-like
Exons: 1
Coding region: 163-945 (260 amino acids)
Biological process (GO): G protein-coupled receptor signaling pathway
Cellular component (GO): membrane
Molecular function (GO): olfactory receptor activity; G protein-coupled receptor activity
Source: RefSeq, a predicted model, not a curated record
CAUUCUGGACCUGUGAGUGAAUUCAUUCUUCUUGGAUUCCCUUGUACCUGGAAGAUUCAGAUCCUCCUAUUUUCAUUCUUCUCAGUGAUAUAUGCCUUGACACUAAUUGGAAACCUGUGCAUUAUCAGUGCAGUGUGGUGGGAUCACCACCUCCAUACUCCCAUGUACGUCCUGCUGGCCAAUUUUUCUUUCCUGGAGAUCUGGUAUGUCACUUCUACUGUCCCCAAUAUGCUAGCCAACUUUCUCUCUGAGACCAACACAAUCUCCUUCUCUGGCUGUUUUGCCCAAUUCUACUUUUUCUUCUCUAUGGGCACUACUGAGACCUUCGUCCUGUCUGCCAUGGCCUAUGACAGAUACCUCGCCAUCUGCAGACCACUGCACUAUCCCACCAUCAUGACAGUUGGGCGCUGCAUUAGAAUGGGGGCUUGCUGCUGGGUGUGUGGCUUCUCCUGCUUCCUCCUCCCUGUUUAUCUCAUAGCCCAACUUCCGUUUUGUGGCCCCAAUACUAUUGAUCAUUUUUUAUGUGACCCAGGACCCCUUAUGAAGUUGUCCUGCGUGCCAUCUCCUGCCACUGAGAUCACCUGUGCCAUCUUUAACUCUGUCCUCAUUUUCUCCACCUUCCUCUUCAUUACCAGCUCCUACACCUUGGUGAUCAGAGCUGUACUAAGGGUCCCUUCAGCAGAAGGCCGGCGUAAAGCCUUCUCUACAUGUGGCUCCCAUCUGGCUGUGGUAGCCUUGUUCUAUGGCUCUAUCAUGGUGAUGUACGUGAGCCCAACUGCAGAUAAUCCAUCGGGGAUCCAGAAAAUUGUGACUUUAUUUUAUUCUGUGAUGACUCCUUUUUUUAAUCCUUUGAUCUAUAGCCUCCGAAAUAAGGAGAUGAAGGAGGCCUUGAAAAAACUGUAUAGGGUUAUCAGAUUCGGUCAAAGACAAACUCUCAAGAACUAG